UUGCAUUCCCGGCGGCCGCGACGAGCAUCCGAGCACAAAGCAUCAAAGAAAUUGCUGCGGUGGCUGUCGUUCCUUGACCGAGCUUGAGCAGCGCAGAUUGAAAGAGGAGGACCAAUAAACGCUGGCGGUGUACUCCACACUCCCAGAGUAUCGUAAGAUCUCCGAUGACGUCGUCGCACCACGUUGCGGCAGCCGUCGCCGCGUAUCCCAUGAUCCCCUUGACGGAAGCUGCCCAUUAGCCGGGCAAUGAUGAUGCCAACGGACACCCAGGUCACCAGCGUAGCGGUGCCGAGCAGAGGCCGGCACUAACGAUAGCUUUCUGGACUACUCCCGAAGCGCCUCGACGCUCAUCGGCUCCUCAUUCGCGAUCUUUCGGUAUAGUGAUCCCCGACUCCUAGGUCAAGGUAGUCGACCGAUCCUCUUCUCCGGCUUGGACCCAUCGGAAACUUCUUCCGCGCUCCUUUUCCUCGAACCGUCCGAACAGUCUUCGCCGAAGCGAUCGAAGUCUGCUGCUACCAGAAGAUCCUGGGCCAUUCAAAUCCCCCGGUAGGAGAUCCCCGGUCUAAUUGCCUCCUACGGCACCUAACGUUCAUUCCGACCCGACUGUUUUCGAUUCGUUCCGAUUGUCGUCCAGCCGUGUUUGGCCAGCUCGGAGUGAAUCGAGCCGAGCUCCGCAAAUUGCCGAUGCAGCCCGUGCUCCGGCCGAUUAACACGUACGUGCCGGUGAUACCGAUUCAUACGAAAAGGUAAAAGAGCUUCGCCGACUCGGACCUGGGACCAGUUAUCCGCGGGCGGUUGGUUCCGACGUUGACGGCUACCUGUCGAUAACCGGCGAACGUCUUCGCGCGAUAAACGUCGAGUGCGGUUGUCGGGUGCGCAAACAACAAGAUAUCUCUCGUCAGUUGCUGUGAAGUGAAUCGAAACGCGGAACGCAGGAGUUAAAGAGGCCAGGUGUACGGCCGUCGUUCAGGAACGAGUUGUGCGAUCGCUGAUGUCGAGUCGAUCGAUGAGUGUAUAGAGAGAGUGGUUCUUGUUUACUGUGGUGAAUCGGAUCAAUGGAAUUUCGGGGAACUACCGAGUUCUUCUAACACGCGGUGACAUCGAAAGCGAUGACCAACGAUUACGCUAGAUUUCGUCGCAGUUUCGCUUCGCAGAUUUCCAGGAAGUAUUUCACGAGGGAUAGAGGAAGCUACCACGUGUCCCACAUGGACGGACUCGGUGUACUGGUGCACCACGGAAGAGCGAACAAUGGAUAUGAGAAGAGGAGAGGCUAAGUAGCAGGCUGCAGGUACAGGAACAGAAAGGGCGAAGCGAUAGGUAAGACCGACCAAGGAAGUAGGCUCGAGCAGAGAGACAGCCAGAGAAGAAGACACGAAUCAGGCGGGAUCGAGGACGGAAGCGAAGAUCCGUUUGACGGGGAACAGUUGAGAAAGCCGAGAGCAGACGAAGAUUCGCGUAAAGAUGAAGAAGAACAGUUUGUGGACGGUGAUUUGGACCGUGUUUCUAGUGAUGGGCUUGGCUGUCGCGCAAACGUCGCAGCUAUGCCCGUCACCCAACGAGAUCGCGCCCUGUUCCUGCACCCUGAAGAAAUCCGGCCUGGACAUCGUUUGCGAGUCCACAGACCUGACGCACAUCACCAAUGCCAUGAAGGCGCUCAAAAGUAGAACCAACGCGGUCAUAUUUUACCUGCGUCUCAGGCACAACAGCUUGCCGAAACUGCAGCGCUACGUAUUCCUCGGCCUCGUUAUCCACCAUCUUACCAUUCACAACAGCAGCCUCGCGGUACUCGAGGAGUCUUCUUUGAGUUCCAUCGGAACUCAAUUGACGCAGCUGGAUCUAUCGCAGAAUGCUUUGAUCGCGGUGCCAACGGUCGCGUUGCAGGGUCUUCACCAGCUGCUUAUUUUGAAUAUGAACCACAAUAAGAUCAACGCCAUCCACGGAAAAGCCUUCGAAGGCCUCGACACUCUUGAAAUCCUUUCCCUGUACGAAAACAAGAUUAGCAACAUCGAUUCGGACGCUUUUAAAGGAUUGCAUAACAGGAAACUAAGGAGACUAAAUCUUGGCGGAAACGAGUUGACCAAGGUGCCAACAGAGGCAUUGCUCCCCCUGGACAUGCUGAGGAAAUUGGACAUUCCGGAGAACCGAAUUACCAGGGUUCAGGAGGGCGAUUUCGAAGGAUUGAAAAGCUUGGAUUCGUUAGGUUUGGCUCGCAAUCAGCUUCGCGAUCUUCCGGGCCGUGUAUUCUCCCACUUGACGCAAUUAAACUCUUUGGAGCUCGAUGGCAAUCAGAUUACCCACGUGGAUCCGGAUGCGUUCAUCGGUCUUGAGGAGAACCUACAAUAUUUGCGGUUAGGAGACAACAAUUUACACGCGGUACCCAGCGAUGCAUUGCGCCGUUUACACCGGUUGCGCCAUCUGGAUUUAAGGGCUAACAAUAUCAGCACCCUUCCGGAGGACGCUUUCAACGGAUAUGGAGAUUCCAUCACGUUUUUGAACCUCCAGAAGAACUUGAUCAAGGUGCUGCCGCCAUUGGUCUUCGAAACCUUGAACUCCCUGGAAACGCUGAACCUACAGAACAACAAGUUAACGCAAAUAUCUGAAGAAGUGACCGAGAACAUCGUCGAUACCCUUCGAAUUGUCGAUAUCACAGACAACCCUCUGAUCUGCGAUUGCGAGCUACGGUGGUACGCCGCAUGGCUGAGCAACCUGCGGAUCAACGCGGACGAGAAGAUGUUGACGAAGCGCACCGUGUGCACGAUGCAAAACGAACACCGGGAGUACGCCCUGGAGAAUAUACCUCUGGAGAGAAUGGGUUGCGUCGGGAAGAACGCCGGACGGACGUCGUCGUCGGCCAGCAACUAUCGCGUCCACGUCGGCACGAUGAUCGAGUUGCUGGCGUUGGUCGUCGCGGUGGUCUAAUUGCGACCGGUCACGCGACCGCCGACAAUCAUCCCGGUUAACGAAUCCCCGUUUCCUCUCGUUUAAGAACGCGCGUUUUCCUUUUCGCCCCCUUCCGGUCGCCGCCAU
This is a messenger RNA of Megalopta genalis, 3027 nucleotides long. RefSeq lists its product as uncharacterized. Lineage: Eukaryota; Metazoa; Arthropoda; Insecta; Hymenoptera; Halictidae. The record is from RefSeq and is a predicted model, not a curated record. Gene Ontology annotation, molecular function: protein binding.